Messenger RNA from Ruditapes philippinarum (Manila clam), 733 nucleotides. RefSeq lists its product as uncharacterized. Bases 38 to 733 code for a protein of 231 amino acids. NCBI's taxonomy places the organism in Eukaryota, Metazoa, Mollusca, Bivalvia, Venerida, Veneridae. Gene Ontology annotation, molecular function: DNA binding. The transcript is spliced from 2 exons. The record is from RefSeq and is a predicted model, not a curated record.
ACCGUCACCCACUUUCGGCGUUCUCCUAAAUUCGGCGAUGUUUUGUUUUUCGUCAUUCACGCGAGAUUUCAGAGGUGAAGGUCAAUCAUGUUUAUUUCCCACGGUCAAUUUUUACAACUCGAGUGAUUUUUCUGCGCUAAAGAUGGAGAUACGGCAGAAACAUGAUUCAAAAAGAGGUCCAUAUCGAACGGGCUAUGACCAGACAUCCAUUGAGAAUGCUUUUAAUGAAGUAAAAUUAAACAAAGUAUCUAUUCAAAGAGCAGCCAAGUCUUAUGGUAUUCCUGUAUCAACUUUGAAGGACAGAGUAUAUGGUAAUGUUCCUGUCCAUAAUGCAAAGUCUGGUCGAACCCAGCUGUUUUCAAAAGAGCAAGAAUCUUUACUUGCUAAUCAUCUUAAUUCAAUGGCUGAAAUUGGGUAUGGAUAUUCCCGAACAGAGACUAUAAAUCUGGCAUCUGAUUAUGCUGUCCAUUUGGGACUCAGAGACAGAGAACACCCACUAAGUUUGCGUUGGCUUUACAAAUUUUUGAAUAGAUUUCCUGAACUGUCUGUCAAAAAGCCAAGAAGUCUUGAAGCAGCUAGAGCCAGAAGUGCUACAAGACAAGCUAUCACAAAUUACUUCAAAGAGCUGAAUAAAAUCAUAGUUGAUAAUAAUCUUCUUAAAAGACCCGAGGCCAUAUAUAAUGUGGAUGAAAAGGGACUAUCAACCAGGGAUCAUCCUGGUCAGGAUUUUUAG